This is a messenger RNA of Prunus armeniaca (apricot), 411 nucleotides long. Lineage: Eukaryota; Viridiplantae; Streptophyta; Magnoliopsida; Rosales; Rosaceae. The record is from the annotation of a GenBank genome assembly.
AUGGCUCGUACCAAACAGACUGCUCGCAAAUCAACCGGUGGUAAGGCUCCGAGGAAGCAACUCGCCACCAAGGCUGCUAGGAAAUCAGCACCGACAACUGGUGGAGUCAAGAAGCCUCACCGCUACCGCCCUGGAACCGUUGCCCUUCGUGAAAUUCGCAAGUACCAGAAGAGUACUGAGCUUCUGAUCCGCAAGCUGCCUUUCCAACGCCUGGUUCGUGAAAUCGCUCAAGACUUCAAGACCGACCUCAGGUUCCAGAGUCAUGCUGUGCUUGCGCUUCAGGAAGCUGCAGAGGCCUAUUUGGUGGGUCUAUUCGAGGACACCAACCUGUGCGCCAUCCAUGCCAAGAGGGUGACAAUCAUGCCCAAGGACAUUCAGCUUGCUAGGCGCAUCCGUGGCGAACGUGCUUAA